This is a messenger RNA of Melanaphis sacchari, 2259 nucleotides long. RefSeq names its product tubulin-specific chaperone cofactor E-like protein (gene mlt). Lineage: Eukaryota; Metazoa; Arthropoda; Insecta; Hemiptera; Aphididae. Gene Ontology annotation, molecular function: alpha-tubulin binding. Gene Ontology annotation, biological process: protein folding. The coding region runs from base 446 to 1816 and encodes 456 amino acids. The record is from RefSeq and is a predicted model, not a curated record. The transcript is spliced from 9 exons.
ACGCAGCCGAUCGCGGUCCUCUUGUCGUCGCUUACAGCACUACUGCAGCAAGUAGUUCGCUUGAUCGACGCGUGUACAUACGGUCGUACAGACACGAAAAAAAAUACGAACAAAAAUAAUAUAUGGUUUUUCGAAAUCGUUGUUUUGCAUACAAAACAUAAUACAAUUAUUUCGGAUUAGUGUUACGCUAAUAUUGACUAAUUACAAUUUUUUUUUCUAUUUUUUCUCCUCCGUUCGCGUAUUUCGUUUUGAUGUACAACGGCAGUCAGUGGUGCACAAAAGUUUAUCAGAUCAGGAUUCUUUCGCAGUGCCGGGACAAAGGACUCGAGCCAGGGGACUGAGGAUACAAAGUCAAGGCGCAUAGGCUUAAUAGUUAAAAGACAGACCAUUCAACAGCAGCAUUUCGAAUAUUUAAGCAAAACAGGACGAAAAAAUAGUAGUUACCAUGCCGUCGCUUUUAGAGGCGAUCGUAGAGAAGUACGAAUGUUUUGAAGAUGAUACAUUCGAUCAGAUGCCUAUAGCAAUAUAUGUGCCACGUAAGAAUCCCAGGAAUAUGAUACCUAAUUUAUUGGUAUUAAAUGACUGUGACAUUGAUUCGGCCGGACAAGAAUCUGACUUGAGAGAUAAAUGUCAUGGUGUUGAAGAACUGGAUUUAGCUCAGAACUGUUUGUCUAGAUGGAGUGAAGUGUUCAAAAUAUUACAUAUUAUGCCGAGACUGAAAUUUGCCAACCUAAGCUUUAACAAUUUAAGUUCAGAUAUAAAUAGUGCAAUUGAGGUUUGUGACGACAAUGGAGAAACAUACCCGUGCUUGAAGAGUAUCGUACUAAAUUCAACAAAUAUUACGUGGCGCAGCUUUAGACACAUAUUGAAACGAAUACCCAUGGUCGAAGAAAUUCACUUGAGUAUGAAUAAUUACGAUGUUAUUGAUUUGGUAGACGACGAAAAUUGUCAGCAUAUUCAAAUGCCUUCAGUGAAAAGGUUACAUUUUACAGGAAACCCUGUAUCUACGUGGUCUGAAGUAUGUAAAUUAGGUCGAGCAUUUCCAAAUCUUGAAUCGUUGGUGCUUGCUGAAUGUCCUUUGCAGUCGCUCAUGACUCCACCACCUUCACCAGAUUCUCAUCUAGGCUUGUUAUCCUACCCAAGACAAGGGAGUGGAUUUUGUGAUAUGACGUUGGAUUCACCACACGAUGCAUUUACUCAUCUCAGAUUUCUAAACCUAAACAGAACCUUAAUUAGAACUUGGGACGAUGUUGACAUCCUGGGACGAUUCCCUGCAUUACGAUACCUCAGAAUACAAGGCUGCCCAAUAUUUGAAGAAAAUUCUGAAAGACAAGAAUACACCGAACACGAACGCAGACAGUUGCUAAUUGCAAGAUUAACAUGCAUACAAACCUUAAAUGGUGGAGCAGAAAUUACAGCUGAUGAUAGAGAAGAUGCUGAACGGUUUUUAAUUAGAUACUACAUGGAUAAGCCAGAAAAUGAGCGACCAGAAAGGUACAAUGAAUUGGUUCAAAUUCACGGAAAACUUGAUCCUUUAGUAAAUAUAGACUUGACUCCUGAAAGUAAAGUUCAGGUGAAGAUUAUUUGUGGUGACAAGUGUGAACAACAUAUUUUGGAUGUCUAUCAGACAGUAUCUGAACUCAAACAAAAAUUGGAAAAAUUUUCUGGUAUACCAGCACACCGUAUGCGAGUAUUUUAUAUGGAUCAACAUGUGUGUUCAGUUAUUGGUCCUGAAGAAAUGAAGUUUCCCAAUAAAAGAUUAUACAGUUACAACAUAGUUAAAGGAGAUCAAAUAAUAGUCGACUCAAAGAAAUGAAGUCUUUCACGAGUGUAUGAUAAAAAAAACUGUGAACUAUUCAGCGAUUAGUGACCUGUGAUAUAAAGAUAUUAAAUAUACUUGAAUACACAAUGUUAUGCUUAGUUUUAUAAUUUUUAAAUUAAACUUAAUUAUUAUUUUUAUACACUAGUCAGUAGAAGAGAGUACAAGUUUCCAAUGUAGGUGAUUAAAUAUUUAAAAACUAUAAUCUUAUUGUUGUAAUCUUGGAGACUUGUACUUGUUCUGCUUGAGUACACAAAAAUAUGUUUUAAUCAAAACCAAUCAAAUAUUUACAGUAUUACAUUUAAAAAAUAUGUACCAUAAAAUGUAUAUUUUUAAUUCAAGACUUAGUAUAAUUAUUUAGUUUUAUGAUUGGACUUUACUAUGUAAUACUAAUACUAGAUGUAAUUCAGUGUUUUAGAAAGAUGAAGACUCAUUUACUU